CCUGAAAUGAAAGCGUGUUUCUUUUCAUUUCCUAGAAGGUAAUCUUCACAACCCAGCUUUAUUUGAGGGACGAAACCCAUUGGUGUGGGAGAUGGCUGAGGAGUAUCUGGAGAUAGUGCAGAAGUACCCCUGUCCCUUGUCUUAUGUCAGGGCUCAUCUCUUCAAGCUCUGGCAUCACACGCUUCAAGUUUACCAGCAGCUGCGUGAAGAAUUAGCAAAAGUGAAGACUCUGGAGGGAAUCGUGGAUGUCAACAGGGAACUGAAACUGCGCUGCCAGGAAGAAAUAGCGAAUCAGAAGGAAGGAGAGAAGCCGAAAGAGGGGUUGCCUUUUUUCCACUGGAUCUGCCAGCCAUACAUCAGGCCAGGGCCAAAAGAGAGAUGCAAGGAGAAUGGAACCCAGGGGACUGAAAAAGGUGUGCGGGGGAAACGUUCUCUGGAAGAGGAAGAAGAUGGAAAUUCUGAGCUUCUGUCAAAGAAUAAGCAAAAAAAGAAGUUAAGGAAUCCAAAUAAAAGCUUUGACCCAUCUUUAAAACCUAAAUAUGCAAAGUGUGAUCAAUGUGGAAACCCCAAGGGCAAUAAAUGUGUGUUUAACAUGUGCCGAGGCUGCUGCAAGAAAAGAGCUUUCAAAGAGACAGCAGACUGUCCAGGUCAUGGAUUACUUUUUAAGACCAAAUAUGAAAAAUCCCUUCUGUGGCAGAGCAGUCAAAGAGCAAGCCCAGAGCUCAGUCAGAAAGGAGAUGUGGAUGGGGAGGAGACCGCUGUACUGAAGGAGGCCGAUGACAGUGCAGCAUGAAGCUUUGGAAAUGAAUCAAGAGCUUCUGCCAGGCCUUUGCUUCCCUGGGCCAAAGAACCUGCCAUCUCCAGAGCAGCAUUGGCUGUGGAAACCUGUUCCACAGGUUGAUUUUAAGUCCUGGCCAAGUGUUAUUUAAGUAAAGAACUGCUUACUCAGGGAAUUCUCCUGCAUUUGAAAUAAAAAGAAUGCAACUGA
Meleagris gallopavo (turkey) is the source of this 988-nucleotide messenger RNA. The record is from RefSeq and is a predicted model, not a curated record. Lineage: Eukaryota; Metazoa; Chordata; Aves; Galliformes; Phasianidae.